Odontomachus brunneus is the source of this 1896-nucleotide messenger RNA. It is a transcript of the gene Cyp40, whose product is annotated as peptidyl-prolyl cis-trans isomerase D. Lineage: Eukaryota; Metazoa; Arthropoda; Insecta; Hymenoptera; Formicidae. The record is from RefSeq and is a predicted model, not a curated record. Gene Ontology annotation, molecular function: protein binding; peptidyl-prolyl cis-trans isomerase activity. Gene Ontology annotation, cellular component: intracellular membrane-bounded organelle. The transcript is spliced from 7 exons. Bases 397 to 1530 code for a protein of 377 amino acids. Gene Ontology annotation, biological process: protein peptidyl-prolyl isomerization.
GACGUACUUAGGACGUAAGGACAUUUUUAUGAUGUUUUUAGAACGUCUUUUGGAUGUCUGUGCUGUCUGGGAAAGUCGAAAGAUUAUUUUCUCCUUUAAAUUAAAUAACUUUGUUUGUAAAGAAAGUAGCACCGCAGGUUAAAAGAAAAAGUUUGCGCUUUCAAAUUCCGUUAACUGUGUUUAUAUGCAUUGUUUUAUUUAUGCAAUACAAUUUGAUAAAUUUCAUAAAAAAAACGUAAGUUAACGCAGUUGAACAGUGUGGAUCGAAUAGACGUCAUCUCCACAUUUACUAAUAAAAGAUCCUACGAAAAUCCUAUUAUCGUCAAACAUACGAAUUGAUUCUACAAGUGGAGUGUAAACACGAUUACUGUAUGAAGUAGAGUAACUGAGAAAAACAUGAAGCGUCCCUUUAAUAGUGAAAGUGAUAUUUCUAAUAAGAAUCCUAUAGUUUUUCUGGAUGUUGUUGUCGGGCCCGAGAAAGUAGGCAGAAUCGUCAUAGAAUUGUUCAAGGAUAUUGUUCCACGGGCUGCGGAAAAUUUUCGCGCACUAUGCACUGGCGAAAAGGGCACUGGAGUGAACGCCAAGAAAUUACACUACAAAGGAUGUAUUUUCCACAAAGUCAUACCACAGUUUAUGAUCCAGAGUGGAGACAUUGUCAAUUUUGAUGGCACCAGUGGAGAGAGUAUCUACGGUCCUUACUUUGAGGAUGAGAACUUUCAAUUGAAACAUACAUCUGCAGGGUUGCUUAGUAUGGUGAAUGAGGGAAAGCCAAACACCAAUAGUUCUCAAUUUAUUAUCACUUCUGUACCUUGCUUCCACUUGGAUGACACUAAUGUAGUGUUCGGGAAAGUUGUUAAAGGCAUGGGUGUAGUGAUGGAGCUCAAUAAAGUGCGGACUGUGAAGGAUGCUCCAGUUGAUAAAGUACAGAUAGUCAAUUGCGGAGAACUGAAAGGAUAUGAAAGCUGGGGAAUGGAAGAAAAUGAUGGAUCUGAUGAUGUUUAUACACCAUGGCCUGAAGAUUGGGAUUAUUCUUCUUAUAUCGACAAACUUAGUCAUAAAUACAUGAAAGAAGUCAUAAGAAAAAUAAAGGACUCUGGAAACCAUUAUUUCUCAAGAAAAAAUUUUGUGGAUGCUGGUAGAAAGUAUAAGAAAGCAUUGCGAUAUUACGAUUGGAUGACAAAGCAGAAAGACUUGUCAGAUAUACCUGACAGCACACUGCCAGACCUUAAGAUGAUCAUAUUACUUAAUAUGGCUGCUGUAAAAUUAAAGAAGCAGUAUUAUCGCGAUGCGAUGGAACAUUGUAAUGACGUCUUAGAAUUGGACAAAGCUAAUAGCAAAGCAUUAUUUCGAAGAGGGCAAGCUUAUAUCGGCAUAAAUGAAUAUGGAUUAGGCUUAGCAGAUUUGCAACAAGCACUCCUGGAAUGCCCUAAUAACAAGGAUAUCAUUCAGGAAAUAAAUAAAGUAAAAAAGAUUAUAAAUUCUUAUUUAAUAACUGAAAAAGCGACGUGUCAAAGAAUGUUCAAACAAUGAAAUUGCUUCUUAAAGAGAUUACAGAUUAUGACAUUGUUUUAUAUAUAUAUAAUAUUACAUUAAUAAUCACUUUCACUUAUUUAAAGAUAAAUCAAUGUAUGUAUUAGAUUGAUGAAGAAAUCUAUGCGCUUUUUUAUUGACAUAUUGGGUAAAGUUAUAUUUAUUAGGUAAAAAGCUAUAUUGGGUAAAGAACAAAUCAACUUUCUCAUCAAUUUAACACGAUCAUAUGAGUACUAUUUUUUUAUAUUCAAAUAAGCAAAUAUAUUAUGUUUCAGUACUUAUUAACGUGAUAUAAAAUUACAAAUUUUUAUAUUUAAACAAUACAAAUUUUUUAAUAUUAAGUGAGAAAAAUUAAAAAUAUUCUGG